Molecule: messenger RNA, 2463 nt
Organism: Paramuricea clavata
Lineage: Eukaryota; Metazoa; Cnidaria; Anthozoa; Malacalcyonacea; Plexauridae
Source: the annotation of a GenBank genome assembly
AUGGAAGCAUUGGAUGGCAACCAGUCUAGCAGCAGCGAUAGUGACUCAAGUGAUGAGAUCUGGACUCCUUCUAAAUCCAACUCCGCAUCAGAACACGAUGACAAACAACCAGCUAUCCAGUCAGAAGCAAACCAAUUGGCCGACAUUGAUGUGAUAAAGAAAAUUAUCAAAGGAGAAAACUCAAAAAGAGAAAAAUGUGAAAAAAGUAAAAAAAAGAAGAAAGAAAAAUGUGUCGAAAAGAAAUCAACUGAUAGCUCUAGGCGUAAGGUAUCUUGCCCUUUACUAGCAUGCAAAGCGAAAGUGGUCCAUUUACCUCGUCAUAUGCGAAACGUCCACAAGUGGACUAGUGAAGCGGCAUCAAAAGUGCUCCUUAAAUUUAACAUUAGAAAAAAGAAAAAUAAAAGAAAGAAGGAAAAGGGUGACGAUGAUGAAAAAUCUUCGAAAAAGGCUAAGCAUAAGGACUACCACCGCCGGCGCCGGUGCCCAAUAAAUGAUUGCCACACAAUUGUGUUUCGGCUUUCAGCACACCUGCAAAAAGUCCAUAAACUGGACAGGUCGUCAAAAGAGUAUUGUGAUGCUUUGGCUAGUGCUACAGUGGUACCAGACAUCAAGCACCCCAAAAUACGAUACAAGGAAUUGCAUUAUCAACAUUCGCAGAUGGGGGAAUCAUUUGAUGAAGCCAGUCUUACUUCAUGUUCUGCUAGGUCUGAGGAUGAUGAAGAGAGAAACGAUGAAGAGCAAAUACAUGAAGUGUUACACACGUCCAAUAGUCAUCCUCUUGUUGCAGAAUUUGAAGAGUGGAUGAGUUCUCCAGAUGGAGGUAAAAGGGAUGACAAGACUGUAAAGCAACAUGCCGCCCAGCUUUUGAAGCUGUUAACAGUCCUUGGUCAACCAGAUGAUGUGGCUUCCCUACUGGAUGUGAAACUCAUCCAGUCUGUGUUUCUUAAUGGGUAUGUGAAGGACAAAGAAUUCCAACCAGGGACCAUUAAGUCCUAUUUAAUGAGCCUACGUCAUUACUACACCUUCCUCCUGUCGCACAGGCCAGAUGGGGUGGAAUUCCAUGCCGAAGACGUGAGAUCAGCAAGGGAAAAGAUCCAAAUGUGGUCAAAAUCUUACAAGAAAGAAGCGUGCACACGUCGAUUGGAGAAGCAGGAAGAAGAUCUCAGUCACAUUCUCACUCCUGAGAAUAUCUGCUUGUUCGAGAAGAGUGAAGCUGCACGCUUGGCCAUCAAGAUCCUUGGGGAACAGUCGAAUACCACAGAAGCUGUUCUCGUGACUCAAAACUCUUACACACUUGUAAGAGAUUUUCUGUUCACGCAAAUUUUUAUAGACAAUGCAAACCGUCCUGGUGUGUUGACCUACAUGACUAUUAGUGAAUACCAGAACAUGCGAACCCAAGAUGAUGAUCGUGUGAUUGUAGUCAAGAACCACAAGACCAGGCAUGUACAUGGUCCAGCUUACAUUGUUUUAAGCAAAAAAUUAGAGGCUUGGCUGUCAAUUUUUGUGGAGAGAAUGAGGCCCCAAGUUACGACAUCCACCAGUGGCUAUUUAUUCUUGUCAUGGAAUGGGAAGAGGAUGUCUUCUAGCCAGAUAAACAAGGCUGUGCAGUCGGUGUUUAAGAAAGCUGGCGUUAAGGGAAAGGUAACAACCACUUCAUUCCGCAAGUCGGCAGUUACAAACAUGCACCAGAAGAAUCCAGAAUUCAGUGAGAAGUUGGCAAAACUUAUGGCUCACAACGAAUCAACUGCAAAAAAACAUUACCUUUUGUCUAAAAAGGCACAGGAUUCGGUAGAGGCAUCCAAAAAGCUUGGCGCAGUGAUGCGAAAUCAGCCAUCAAGUUUGGCAGAUUGUGAUGGUGAGGCUACCUGCACCAAGCCUGACAAUGAGAGCACAGGGGAAGACGGAGGGCCAUCUGAUGUAUGUGGCAGAAAAAGAGUUGCCUGGACUGCUGACGACCUGCUAAUGUUAGAAAAACAUUUCGGCAAUGAAAUUAGCACGAGAAGCAUCACACUCGACCAGGUUCGUACAAAAGUGGAAGAAAAUGAUGAGCUUCAAAACAUGUCCCCUAGGCGUGUAUAUGACAGACUCAAAAAACAUAUUACCAAAAUAAAUGAGCCAAAUGUCAUUGCCGAGUUGCCAGAAGAAAGUGAAUCUCUGGAUGACAAGCUUGCAAGAAUGGCGGGUACCACUUCAAGUGAACCAAGUGUCAAUGAUGAAUCAUCUGUUGGGAUUGUCCCACCUACAGAAAAAUCUGGCAGUGUGCUUUCGGAAUGGGACAUACAAACAAUUAAUAAAAUGUUUGAUGAUAUGGUGAAAAAUAAACCAGUUUCUAAAGUUGAAAUCAAGAAACGCUGCUCCUCCAGUCAAGAGGGACAGAAACUUUUGAAGCAUUUGAGCGUUUUCCAAAUAAUAAACCGCAUCAAAUAUGCCAAAAGAAAGUUUCGUGAAAAUCCACAAAAGUGA